Molecule: messenger RNA, 2965 nt
Organism: Otolemur garnettii (small-eared galago)
Lineage: Eukaryota; Metazoa; Chordata; Mammalia; Primates; Galagidae
Product: zinc finger protein with KRAB and SCAN domains 7-like
Exons: 4
Coding region: 436-2580 (714 amino acids)
Source: RefSeq, a predicted model, not a curated record
GCACCCCCACAACAGACACUUCCGGGAGCCUGGAGGAGCCGGAAGCUGAGGCCUCUCUCGCUUCCGGCUCGGCCAUUGUUUUCGCUUCGGCCGGUGGUAGAGGUAUCUGGUGUCGUUCCUGAGUGAUAGCCGCGAGGGGGACCGGGACAGGGAAGGAAGCGCGGCCAGGGACAGGGUCGCGGCGGGGCCGACUCCCGGCGGGACCGCGCUUUGCCCUGCGGCGGGCGGCGCGGUCCCGGUGACGCUCAGAAGCCGCCGCAUGUGGGGCCGCUUCUUUGUCGCAUUCCUAUGACCAGCCGUGCUUAGCACGGAGUCGGGCACCUGCGAAUACAGCGAGGAACGGGGCAGACGUGGCCAGCUUCUAAGUCCUGAACUACAGACCAUCAUUUUAAGCAGACCAACUACAGCUGGAACAAGCUUCUAUUUGGGGUCACAAUGACCACUGGAGGCAGGGGAACUUUAGGCCUUGUCCCCAGGAGUGCUAUUUUCCAGAAGCAGGAGGGACGCCUGAAUGUGAAGCAGGAGCCAGAGAGCCAGACGUGGGGACAGGGCUGCAGUCUCCAAAAGAACCACCCUCCUGUCUGUGAAAUCUUCCGCCUGCACUUUAGGCAGUUAUGUUACCACGAGAUGUCUGGGCCACAGGAAGCUCUGAGCCGCCUCCGGGAGCUCUGCCGCUGGUGGCUGAUGCCAGAGGUACACACCAAGGAGCAGAUCCUGGAGCUGCUGGUGUUAGAGCAGUUUCUGAGCAUCCUACCCACGGAGCUCCGGACCUGGGUACAGCUCCAUCACCCUGAGAGUGGUGAGGAGGCUGUGGCUGUGGUGGAGGAUUUCCAGAGACACCUCAAUGGAUCAGGAGAGGUUACAACUCCAGCACAGCAACAGGAAAUGCGUUUGGAGGAGAUGGCAGCUUUGGGUGCAACAAAGGAAUCCCCUCCUACCUCACUGCUUAGUGGAGGCUCAGUCCCUGGAGCCCACUUGGAGCCUCCUCAUGGUCCAGGGCCACAUCCCUUUCCCAGUGGGCAUUUUGGUACUCAUCUCCCCAGCUCUGGCAUCAUACCAUGCCUCCCUUCUCGCCAACCAGAGAAGAAAAAAAUAAUAAUUGUUUUCUUCCUUCUUUUGAAAGCAGGUGAGAACAUGAUGGAAAGUUCAGAGUUAACUUUGAAGCAGGAAAUUACUAAUGUAUCAGAGUUAUCUGAUGGGACAUUGGAGGUACCCUUUGGACUGGUUCCUGGGGCACUAGAGACUGGAGAUGUCCAUGAAGAGACAUUCAAAAAACUGGAAGAGCAACCCUUAGAUGAAGAAGAGAACAGAAUACAAAGUGAUUUUUUGGAAAUAGUAGAUGAGGAUAAUGAAAAAUCAACAAUAUACAGGUGUGAAGAAUAUAAGGAAGUUGAGGAAAAUCCAACUCUGUCCUCCAAUCCUGCUGAACAUGUGGUAACUCCAAAGGGACGGAAGAAAUCCUAUCAGUGUCAGGAAUGUGGGAGAGCCUUCAAACGGAGUUCACACCUCAUUGGCCAUCAGAGAAUCCACACUGGAGAGAAACCCUUUGAGUGUAAUGAAUGUGGUAAGACCUUCAGGCAGACUUCUCAGCUCGUCGUUCAUUUGAGAACACACACCGGGGAAAAACCCUAUGUAUGCGGUGAGUGUGGAAAGACCUAUCGCCAUAGCUCCCAUCUCAUUCUACACAAGAGACUCCACAGUGGGGAGAAACCUUAUAAAUGUAGUGACUGUGGAAGAGGUUUCACUCAGAGUUCCCGACUCAUCGACCACCAGAGGCUUCAUACUGGGGAAAAACCUUACGAAUGCAGUGAGUGUGGAGAGGCAUUUAUUCGGAGUAAAAGUCUUAUGCGACAUCAGAUUCUUCAUAGUGGUAAGCAACCUUACGAGUGUAAUGAGUGUGGGAGAGCUUUCUGUUCCAACAGAAAUCUUAUUGACCAUCAGAGAAUCCACACUGGGGAGAAGCCUUAUGAGUGUAAUGAAUGCGGCAAGACCUUUAGUCGGAGUAAAUGCCUUACUCGACACCAGAUCCUUCAUAGUGGAGAAAAGCCAUACAAAUGUAACGAAUGUGGGAAAGCCUUCCAUCAGAACUCUCAACUUGCUGACCAUGAGCGAAUUCAUACUGGAGAAAAACCAUUUGAAUGUAGUGAGUGUGGUAAGGCGUUCAGUCUGAGUAAAUGUCUUAUUCGACACCAGAGACUUCACACAGGUGAAAAGCCAUAUAAGUGCAGUGAGUGUGGAAAAUCUUUUAAUCAAAACUCACACCUCAUUAUACACCAGAGAAUUCACACUGGUGAGAAACCCUAUGAAUGUCAUGAGUGUGGAAAGGUCUUCAGUUACAGCUCUAGCCUAAUGGUACAUCAGAGAACCCAUACUGGAGAAAAACCCUAUAAAUGUAAUGAUUGUGGGAAAGCCUUCAGUGACAGCUCCCAGCUCAUUGUGCACCAGAGAGUUCACACUGGAGAGAAACCUUAUGAAUGUAGUGAGUGUGGGAAAGCCUUUAGUCAGCGUUCCACCUUUAAUCACCACCAGCGAACUCACGCUGAAGAGAAGCUUUCCAGUCUGACUCAGUCAGUUUCUUAAAGGCUGGUUCUCUGAGUUAGGCUUUCUUUAUAAGGAUGCUCUCCCUGGUCUCCCCUUGGAAUUACUAAUCUAUUUGAACCUGCCUGUUUUCCCCUGGAUCAAUAAGUUCAAAGAGUGGGAAUAACUUGCCCACCAUGAACAAAGUAAGGACUACAUAUUUCAAUAACUUGUAGGUUUUUUUUUUAAUUUGAACUAUUUCUUAUUUCUUAGUUAUAUAUCCUAUAAUCAGACUGUGUGCUUCUCAAAAGAUGAAUAGAUUCUUUUCUACCCUAAUUUCUCCAUUUUGCUGUUUAUAUAAAGUUAUUCUAUAAGAUCAAUUUAUUCUGCUUCUUGGCUAUAGCUCGCUCCUCUGGUCUUUUUUUCUUUACAGACUCUCACUCUGUUG